GUCUGUAUUUGUUGUGGUGAUGGCUGUUUGUUGUUAGGCUGUUGAGGGACUGGCAUAAUUAAUAUUUUUUUUCAGUGUUUAGGUGAUAUAAUAUCUCACAUUUGAUUUUUUUCUGUACAUUUAUGCUAUAGUACUGUGAUGAAAUGAGUAACGUUAGAAAUACAAAUUUAACAAACCCUUCAAAUUCAACUUCCAAAAAAAAAUCUGGAGGAUUGCCUCGUCAAGCAAAAUCUCGAAAAGAUCAUCCAACAGACGUGGAACCGGUGACAGAGGAAGAGCUAUUUCAAAAGGAACAUAUCACUCCUGAAGACGUUCUUAGAUUACCGAAAAUCACAGAGAAUUAUCUCUGCUCUCCAGAAGCCAAUGUUUAUGAUAUUGACUUCAUCAGGUUCAAAAUAAGAGAUAUGGAAACAGGGACAGUACUGUUUGAGAUAGCUAAGCCUCCUGCACCUGUGGAUGAAGAGGAAGGGGAAGAAGGAGAUUUAGAUCAAGAAGAAACUGACCCCAAUGCUGGCCGAUUUGUUCGAUAUCAAUUUACCCCACAGUUCUUGAAACUUAAAACAGUAGGAGCUACAGUUGAGUUUACUGUAGGUGACAAAGCUAUCAACAAGUUUCGAAUGAUUGAACGGCAUUUCUUCCGUGAAAAGCUAUUGAAGACGUUUGAUUUUGAAUUUGGGUUUUGUAUUCCUAACAGUAAGAAUACUUGUGAACACAUCUAUGAAUUUCCAACAUUAAGUCCUGAAUUAUGUGAAGAAAUGAUCAAGAAUCCUUUUGACACUCGUUCUGACAGUUUCUAUUUUGUGGAUGACCAGCUCAUCAUGCAUAAUAAGGCUGACUAUGCGUACAAUGGUGGUAUACAGCAGUAGGCUGCUAUGUCUUAAGAGAACUUAACCAUAAUGCACUAAAAUAUUUUUUAAUGUAUUGUGGGCUCUUUAGGAUACCCAUGCUGGCACUUCAAAUUCAGAAUUUUCUCUUCACUUUACGUAUUGGUUUCCACAUUUCAAUAGCCAAUGUGAGCAUUCUGUGGCUUUUCUUGUGCAAUGCACUAAGCAAGUGAUUGUAAAUUGUUGCUGAAAAGUACAGUACUGAGUGAAAGUUGUUAAAUUGUGAACAAAGUAGACAGUUAGUUUCACCCGCAACCAGUAAAAAAAGCAAGAUUAUAUAAAACUUUGGACUGUCCACUGUCAAACUACACCAUUACUAUUCUUAUGUUCAAGCAUGUGAUACUAGACGUCAGAAAAUGAAACACAGGUAGAAUAGGGUUUUGUGUGUAUUGAUGUUUAAUUAUUAGCAAAGUUAGUAGAUCUCUACCUUAAAUAUUAUUUGAAGUGUGCAUAUUUAUUGUUCAUUCUGUUGUUGAAGUUGAUAUUUACUUGAGAAAACUGAAUGAAUAGGUAUGUCACCGUUGCUCUGUUUCUUCGUAAUACUUCAUGCUUUAAAAAUACAUCAUUAUUAGGUGAAAAUAAUAAUUAUUAUCACUGACUUCCUGAUGAGUUAAUUCUAUGAACUGUAGGGUGAAAGUUAAAGAAUAAUAGUUCCAUAUUUGUAAUUUCAAGAAACAUUUCUGAUCAUGAUAACUUUUGUGAAACACAAAUACGUUUUAGGUAGGAUCAUUCUGGACUCAGAAUGAGGCUUCUUUAUUAGUCCAGACUACUCAAACAAAUUAUUCUUAAAAUUAAAAGAAAUUACAGUGUUUUUCUGCCACCAGUUCUUGUCGAAUAAAAAAUUAGCAUGCUUUGUGGUAGAUGUAUCUCAUUGAAAAGACAGUUUGCAAUUGAUUUUAAAAGAUGUAUGAUAAUACUUUUUGAGGAAAAAAUAGCUCACUUGUACUAAAUGUGAAAGACUGCAUAUGAAAUAUUGUGGUAACUCGUGCAUUACUGCAUAUGUAAAUAAAAAUACAUAUAAAACGUUUCUUAAGCUGAAGAUACAGUUAACAAUGGUAUGUUUGCUCAGGUAGUAGUUUUAAAUAUAGUUUGAUUGCAAAUAGAAUGUUUCUUUUAUAAAUCUUCAUUUAAACUUGUAUGUAUAAUGUUAAUUAAAACUCUAUAGCAGUGAGUGUAACUAUGACAUUUUAUUUCUAUAGCUUUUUGCAAAUGUUUCUGGUUUGUUUGCGUGUUUUAGAGCAAAAGCCAUGUCGGGCUAUCUGCUAUGUCCACCGCGGGAGAACGACCCCCGGAUUUUAGCGUCGUAAGUCUGUAAACUUAGUACUGUUCCACCAGGGGGACAUUUUAUCUGGUGACCAUGUUUUUCCUCCCACAAGUAAAAACUUUGCUGCAGCUAACAUUCAAAGGGAUAAGAAUUUGUGCAUUUCUUAAAAAAUAAAUUAAGUCGAUACAGCCACAGAUAAAGCUGAUACUUAUUUACUGGAAAGUUUGAAAGCAACAUUGUUACCCAUUUGUUUAAAAAUGGGUAGAAGUUUCCGCUCCGGGCACAAGUUCUACAGGUGUCGGUAUCAUUAUGUUAUUUAAUAUGUGUUGUUCAAGAGAAAUGUGCAAUACAUGUGGACCCAGUAAUAAUCAGGGUUACCAGCAUUUUAUAGUGACAUGAAUGUAAUGACUGAAAAAAGUGUAUUUUUUUUUUUUUUUUAUUUAACCAGAAGGUACACAAAGAGGGAAAAAUACUUUUCCCUUGUAGAAAGGUUGUGUGUAAUUUGUACAUGUAGUAUUUAUUUAUGAAUAAUAGUUUUUGUGGCAUUUUGAUUAUGCUGUAGAUUUGUUUUUACAUUUGAGAAUGAGUUUUAUAUAAUAUUGAUCUUUAUUUUUUAACAGGACUGCACAUGCACCUGGUGUCAAGUUAGUUAAACUGAUCAAAAUGUUUCAAGAAAUAUAUUAAAUACAACUGAAAGUAAUGACUAAAAACACUGAUUCUUACACAAAUGAACUGGAAAUGACUAGAGACAAAAACAGUAUAAGGAAAAAAUUAAUCUUAAUAUAAAUAUUCAAAAUGCCUACCUUGGCAGUCGAUGCAUUAUUCAAAUUACUGUGGGAUAGAAGUAUCUUUAAGAUGGUUAAUGUAUUAAAUAAAGUUGUUAAAAAAUUUUGUAUUAAUUUUUCAUGAGAAUUGACCAUUAUUGGAAUAUACUUGGUGUUUCUGUGCUGUUUUACGAGUUUAUGCUGAAGAUAAGGACAUUUGAAGGAUGAUAAUUUGAGGGCACGUUAUGCUGAUAUGUAGCUUCUUCUUAAGUCUUCAGCCUGAAGAUAUAUAUAUAUACUGAUUCUAGGCAACAAAAAGAAGUGAAAAUGAAGCUUAUUUCAACAAUUAUAUAUAUAUAUAUAGUUCUGUCUAAAAUUCUAGUUUAUAGUAGAUCACUGUUUAAUAAGUCUUGCUGUGUUUUAAAAGAAUAUAGACUGAUACAUGACACAGAUAGCCCUGGUGCUUUGUGUCAUUAAACACUCACCACCAACCAAACAACCACAGAAUAGCACUAAUUUAUAUAUGAUAGCUGUUAGUGUUAAGUGAGACUGAAAUCAGUGUUUUAUUCAUUACAUUCAUGUCAUUUGAAAACUUGUAGUCUACUUACCUUUUUAGGAAUCUAUUUGUAUACCUGUCUUUAGAACUUCUGCUCAAAUUAGUUUUCAUAUGUGCACUGUUUUCUAAGAUCAUAAAUUCGUGUUUAUUCGUGCUUUUAGAUUGAAGCUGUCAUUGCCUCCAGGCUGACAGACUUUCCCCCCCUUCCCCUUUCUCGUUGAAGUUUUUAUCUUUUAUGAUGUUUGAGAGUCAUACCACUGUUGAAUAUGUUACACUGCUUUUGUGGUAAGUGUCAUGUAAUCAUAUUGUACUGUUUAUGAUUGUUACACACAUUACUUUUGACUAGAAACUUCUCUUGAUGUUCAAACAGAUUCAGCAAAAUUUAGAAGUUACUAAGGGUAUUAAGAGUGUAGGUAUGUGACUGUUAAAUCUGAUUCUUGUGUAAUCCUUUUUUUGCUUUGGGAGGUUUUUAUUAUCUUGAGCUAUAAUGGUACUGACUGAUGGAGACUAGUAUUUAGGGAUCUAUCAAUUUAACAUAUUUAAACUUACAGUUUCAAGAAGCUUUAAGUUAUUUAGAGCAGUGGUGGGUAACUCGUGGUCUAUGGGCUGCAUGUAGCCUCCUUUGAGUCAACCCGAAUCCUCUCUACAUCCUGUUAUCGGUUAGAGAUGACAUCAGAGUAUGUCUAUGUGCAUGCAUGCUAAUAAAGCAUACAGUUAUCUUUUAAUUGUUUCUUUAUAUACUGUACUUCUUAAAGUCAUCAGAAGAAAGUAAUCACUCUUAACUCUUAAUAUGUUUUAUUUAAGCUUAUUUACAUUGAAAUGUAUCAUUGUUGGCUUAUAACUGAUAAAGGGGGGGGGGGUGUCUUAAAGGAUGUGAUCCAUGGAUUAGAUUGGGUUUCCCACCACUGAUUUAGAGCAUAGCCUUUAUCUCCAAAUAAUCUGAUCUGUUAACAUUGUUAGAAAGUUAAAAUAGUGAAGAGUUUUAAUAAAGUGUAGAAGUCCACAUUCAUGUUGUACAGAUGUAGCUAUUAGUGGAAGAUGUUAACGAAAUGCUGGAAUGUUUUCUGUAAAUUUUGAAUACACUGUAGUAGUUGUAAUAAAACAUGAUUCACUGAAACAAAAAAUAGAUAAUGGUGCUUUAAGGUUUUGAAGUUAAUUUUGUUGUGAUAUCUGGUAGAGUAGCAAGAGGACGCCAGAAGGAUAUCUCAAAAUUUCAUCGUACAAUUUUACCAGCUUAGCAAAAAAAAAGCAGCAUUCAGAGUAUAGGAAUAGAUAUACCAGUACAGUGGAAUACUGCUUUAACUGACCAUAAUUGCAUGAAGGACAUUUAGGCAUGAGUUAUCAUGACAUAGGCUAUUGUCAUGUCUGUGAAUUUCAAAUGAGAUCCACAAGAAUUUUAUUAUAUUAUUAUAGUAUACAGUGGGACUUUAUUUGCCAAUGUUGAAAAUGCUACUGGGUGACACGUUAUAUUCAGCUAUUCAUUCUCUAUUUAUUCAGACAUUUUUAUUUGCUUUCAAUGGAUAUUACACAUUUUAAUUUUAAACUUGAUGGACAUUUUGCUACAACAGAGUAAUUUUAAAUAUUUAAAAAUGUGGAAAAUAACACACUAGAGAGAGAUCUGUAAACCUGUAUGCUGGUUAUAACCACUUUGGAGCAUAAUCAGUUUGUAUCAUUGGUUCUUUUGCACCUAUUUUAGCUGUUUUUUUUAAAGAAUCAUAGGAGCAUAAAAACAAAUCAGUGAUGUUGAUUUAUUAUGAAGGCAAGUUUUACAUGUGUGUGCAGGCUAAAUAUGCCAUGUCAGAACUUUUGUAAUGUAUUAUUUAUGUUUUUUGGGGGAUGUCAUAACACAGUUGAUGAGUUUACAAAAUUUACUUUCGUGUAAAACUGUUUUCUCAAACUGUAUUUGUUAAUGAUUUUGUAAAAAAAAAAAAUAAUAUCCACCAUCAUUCUCUUCUUCUUUUAGUGUAUAAAAUUUCAAAAGAAAUUAUACUGCUUAGAAGGGAAGAUUUGCUGUUGUGUAUGUAUUCUUACAAGACUUCUAAAUUGAGAAUGGGGUAGAUUUCAGUACAGUGAAGUUUAGAAGAUGUUAUGUAGACAGAACUUUAUAAAUAAGUAGAAGUACAUUGUAAUGACUUCUCCCGAGCACUUUAGAACGAAAAUAGUUAGAUGCUGUCUGAUAUGUUGAGGUAAUAUCUUCAUUUGUCUGCUGCUUUCAGCUGAGGUGAAUUUUUUAAAGGGGGGGGGUCCCAGUAAAAACACCAAAAAAAAAUGUAUAUUGAGGUAACCAAACAGUUGAAGGAGUGGUUGCUUACCUAAAGAGCAAAUUGCAAGAAUAUUAUAAAACUUAAAAAGGACAGCCUUUGGUUUUUAGUUGCAUUUAAUAGCAUACUGCUUCUAACUCCUUGUGUUAAAAAAAAUAAAAAAAUAUGGCAAUAAAAAGUGAAAUAAAAGCAGCAGUAUCUUAGCAUAAAUCUGUCAUUACAAUUCAUUUCGGUCAUUUAGAACGAGGAAGAAGCCCCCCUCUGAAUAAUGGAAUUCAAAGAACUGUAACUUAUAAGCACUUGUACCUUUCAUUUUGUCUGAACUAUUCAAAUUGUGUGUACUGAAAAUGAAAGUCUGAAACUGAAUAUACAUAUUUGUAAUGGUGGUAUAUAUUUUCGUUAUUAUCGACCCUCAUCGGGAAGGAGAUCUUUUUAAUUUUUGUAAUAAUAUAGAUUUAAAAAAAAGAAGUGAAAUUUGAAUGAUGAAUGAUCUAAUAUGGCUUGGCUGAUACAGCUAACAUUUAUAUAUUGGAUUUUUUUUUUUCACGAUAUCUUGUGACAAGACUAAAGGACUGUAAGAAAAAUAUUGAGCAGAUCUGUCAGUUGAGUAUUGUGUGUAACCAUCUGUGAAAGAUAAUAGAUUUGGAACAUUAUAUAAAAGCUAGGUGCAGCUUUUUUUCUUUUUGUUCAGUGUAAUAAGAAUAUUGGAAAUAAAAACAUAACAUCUGCUGGA
This is a messenger RNA of Limulus polyphemus (Atlantic horseshoe crab), 6462 nucleotides long. RefSeq names its product protein unc-119 homolog B-like. Gene Ontology annotation, molecular function: lipid binding. The record is from RefSeq and is a predicted model, not a curated record. The transcript is spliced from 5 exons. Gene Ontology annotation, cellular component: cilium. NCBI's taxonomy places the organism in Eukaryota, Metazoa, Arthropoda, Merostomata, Xiphosura, Limulidae. Bases 144 to 866 code for a protein of 240 amino acids. Gene Ontology annotation, biological process: lipoprotein transport; nervous system development; cilium assembly.